CCGCCUGGGCGCCAUACGGGAUGGUGCCAUGGCGCGGCCGUCGGGAGACGCGCAGCGCCAGGAGCCCGAGCAACCGCCGCUGCCGCUGCUCUCCUACCAGCACGUGCCCGUGCAUCUGGCCGGCGGCGCGCCCUGGGGCUUCACCCUCGAGGGCGGGCUGGAGCACGGCAAGCCCCUCGUCGUCUCCAAGGUAGAGGAUGGCGGGAAGGCAUCCUUGUCACAGAAUAUGUGUCCUGGGGACGAGCUGGUGAACAUCAACGGGACGCCCUUGUAUGGUUCUCGGCAGGAGGCCCUCAUCCUCAUCAAGGGCUCCUACCGCACCCUCAAAAUGAUCGUCCGGAGGUGAGAGCUUCGUGGGGCUCCCUUUGGUCUCACAUUCUGUCAUCCUUCUCCUCUUCCUCCCUUGUUAAAGUUAUGGACUCUCCUUCCUUGGAGUUUUUAAAUCAGAGG
Molecule: messenger RNA, 450 nt
Organism: Zootoca vivipara (common lizard)
Lineage: Eukaryota; Metazoa; Chordata; Lepidosauria; Squamata; Lacertidae
Source: RefSeq, a predicted model, not a curated record